Molecule: messenger RNA, 2292 nt
Organism: Spodoptera exigua (beet armyworm)
Lineage: Eukaryota; Metazoa; Arthropoda; Insecta; Lepidoptera; Noctuidae
Source: the annotation of a GenBank genome assembly
AUGGUUGAUUUAGUUAAAAAAGUUGAACAACAACAGCGUUGUGAAACCGAUAUCAACGAAAAAAAUGUCGAACAUCCCGAAUCCCCUGUUCAUUAUAAAGACUACACCGAAGAAGAAUGGAGACUUUUGAACAAUAUUUAUGAUGAUGUGUUUCCUACUUCACAACUAGAAGAAGACAAGUCUAAUGAAAGUCUGGCAAAUGAUUCCCAUAAUGUUAUACUUGGCAGUGAAGAAGGUACACCAAUGCCAUCACCUGUCUCUGGACAAGACCUUACUUUCGGUAUACCCCUGUCUGAAGACCCCGUAGACGCCCCUAAUGAAGAAAGAUUACUGAUGCAGUUGCUUCCUUCUGGACUAGACCUUCCUAUUGACACAACACCAAACGUAACUGAUGACCCUGUAAAUAUACCAAGUUUAAGUUCACUAAUUUCAAUAUCCGACAGUGAAUUCAGUAAUUCUCCUAAUCCAUCUUCUUCACGCAAGCGCAAGCCGACGUACAAAACUGAUCUUGGUCGUAAACGAAAACGGCACAUCAAAGAUUGGGUCGAUGUUCGUAGAAAAACAUUGACAAACUGCGGGCUACAAUAUGUUUCCAAGAAAGGUAAAAUUGUGCCCGCUAAAUCCAUGAAACCACCAUGUCCUCUAACCUGUAAGUUGAAAUGCACUAAGGAUUUUACAGAUUCUAUGCGAAAAAAUAUUUUUGAUCAGUUUUGGCAGCUUUCCGACCACACUAAGCAGUGGGAGUUUAUAAAUAAAUUUACUAAAAGAUUUGAUAAAAAAAGGAUGACAACUGAAAAUCCGUCUAGACGAAAAUUUACCACAAAAUAUUAUUUACCUUUGCCUACGGAUGAUUCCACCUUCGAGACUCAGCAAGUUUGUUUAAAGAUGUUCUGUGGCACUCUCGCUAUCACCGAUCAAAUAAUCCGAACAGCACAUAGCAAAUUAGACUCUUGUGGAAUUACUAGCAGUGACAAUAGAGGAAAACAUUUAAAUCACCCGAAAAAGAUAGAUGAUGAAAUGAUACGCAGUGUUUGUGAUCACGUCAAAUCUUUCCAACCCGUUGAAUCCCAUUACACUAGGAAAAAUACAAGUAAAUUAUAUUUGGAUAACUCUUUAAGUUUUAAUAAGAUGUUUUCAAUGUACAAAGAUUGGCCAGAACUAUCGAAAUAUAAUAAUACAGCUGAGACCGAAAGGCAAUACCGAACCAUUGUAAACGACCAUAUGAAUAUUGCAUUCUUUAUUCCGAAAAAAGAUUUGUGUGACAAGUGCCACGCAUUUUCUAAUGAGGUGAGCCCUACUGAAGAACAAGUACUGGCUCAUAAUAAACAUAUUUUAAACAAGGAAACUGCAAGAAAAUAUAAAGCAAAAGAUAAAGAAGAUGCCAUUCAGAGUACAUCAAAAACAAUUUGUGCAACAUUCGAUUUUCAGAAAUUACUUAACUGCCCUUCUGGCGAAGUGUCUCUUUUUUAUUAUAAAAGAAAGUUAUCAUUGAUGCAUUUUACAGUUUUUGACACUGGUAUUAAGGAAGCUUCUUGUUAUUUAUGGCCACAAAAUGUUGGUAAACGAGGAGCAAACGAGGUAGGAAGUUGCUUGUUAGAUUUUAUAGAAAAAAAGGUGGCUCGUGGAGCAAUUGACAUACGGUUUUGGUCGGAUAAUUGUAAUGGUCAAAAUCGCAAUAGAGUGAUAUAUAGUCUCUACAUGUACGCCAGUAACAAAUAUAAUAUUAAUAUCACUCACAGAUUUCUUGAGUCUGGUCAUACUCAACAAGAAGCAGACAGUGUACAUGCUUUAAUAGAAAGAACUGCGAAGGGUAAAAUAAUAUAUACACCCGAUCAAUGGUAUGCUUUGGUUUGCUGGGCCAAAACAAAUAAUGAGCCAUAUAACGUCAUUGAAGUGUCUCAAGACAUGCUGUACGACUUGAAAGAACUAUUGCAAAACAGAAAUUUUAAGAAAAACACUUCGAAUCAUGACGUCAAAUGGAAUAAUAUCAAGGAAGUUUGUGUGAAGAGAUCUGAACCAGACAUUAUUUUAUACAAAUAUGAUUUGGAGGGUGAUUACUUUAAAUUAAAUACCUUAGUUCAGACACGUCGCAACAAAAAAACAGUUGUAGAUUACUGCAACGACGCACUGAAACCAUUAUAUUCCGAUACUUUACCAAUUCCGGAAGCUAAAUAUAAAGAUCUUAUACAACUUUGUGAAGCAGGACAUAUCCCUAGACAAUAUCAUGCCUUUUUUAAAAAUCUUAAAAAGGUUCAAAGUGAAAAUGUUUCGGGGAGUGAUGAAGAUGAUUAG